AUGCUUGUAUUCUUACCUCUAUGUGCCUUAGCAGCUCAAGAUGAAGUUAUGAAUGGAAGGUCAAUUGCUGUAGAUAUUACUCCAGGACAGGACUAUGUUAUUAAUUUUCCUUUACCAAAUUCAGUUGUAAUUGUGAAUUCUAUCGAAGGAUUUUCAGCUACUGCAUAUGAUAACAACAAGAAUGUCAUAGGAACAUUCAGUUCAUCUAGUAGAAUCAUGAAUUUAGUUGAGUCCAACUCUUACAUUAUUGUCAAAUCUACCGGUUCUCAAACAAAAUUUCAUUACUCAGUUAUGAUAUUAUCCAAUCUACACUUAGAUAGAAGAUGCUCAACAGUCGAAGUUCAUAACGCUGCACAAGGAGAAUAUAAAAUUUACACUGGUUCAAAUGCAAUUAAAUGUCUUUGGAUAUCUUCAUCAUCUAACAUGCAAGUCAGUAUAACAGCCAACAUUCAUGGCUACACUGACAUAUUUUCUCCAAAAAUUUACAGUGCAAUUGGUUCAAUUGAGAACUCAGGAACCUUUAGCAAUACUUCAUCCAAUCCAUUUAUAGUUGUUGCUCCAACCGAUACACAUCUUGGAUCAGUAACUGUUAAAACAGCUGGUUCUGAAGUUUCCGGAAUUGAUUCCUACAGUUUUACAUUCACACCUUCGAAUACACCUGGACCAAUAACAACAGGUGAUGUUCCAGCACCAGGACCAGGACCACAACCCACAUCAGGAACAAGUCCUGUAAAUCCAACUUCAUCUCAAUCAGGCGAUGACAGCGAUCAAGGAUCGGAUACACCACAAAAGAAGGAUAAGGUUAAGAUUGGUUUGAUUGUUGCCCUUGUAAUUGUUACAUUAAUUACAGUAGUUGUUUCAGUUGUCAUUAUUUUCUUUUUCAUCAAGUUCAGAACGCUUCUCAAAGUCUUAUAA
Molecule: messenger RNA, 915 nt
Organism: Trichomonas vaginalis G3
Lineage: Eukaryota; Parabasalia; Trichomonadida; Trichomonadidae
Exons: 1
Coding region: 1-915 (304 amino acids)
Source: RefSeq, a predicted model, not a curated record